AUGUCUGAAGUUCUAACAAUGUAUUCCGAUCAUACAGGAAAUUACUGUGUUAAGUCUCUACAUGUCCCAAGUGAUGGUGGUGAAAACCUGACAAGUCUUUACAUGCACUUGGAGCAUCAAAACUCUUCCUCCAGUGCCCGAAAAAAUGAAGAACUAUUGGAAAAAGUUAUCCUUAAACGAAAGGAGCGGUUAGUAAAAUAUACACACCUCUUUGGUAGUCUUGAUCUGCUAGAUGAUGCUGAGAAGCAUAAUAUUCAGAAAUUACACUCUCAAGGGUUUAAUGAAGAGAAGGAAGGAGAAUUUUCAACUAAAAGAGUUCGAAAAAGAAAACUACCUAAAAGAAAAUCCACCGAUAUUGACAAUGAUAGGAUUUCAGAUGAACAAAUGGCCCAUUUCGAUCACAUUUUCUGUGACCUAAACCUGAAAAAGAUGUGGAUCCUUAAAUCUGAUCAUAUUGUUGAGAAAAUAAUUUACGAAUACGCAAGAACUUUGAAAUACGGGUCUUGUUUACACUCCUUCAUAAUUAGCAAUAUUGAUGAAAAAGCAAAAUCAUUAUUUCAAAAUGAAGAAUGGAAAGAGAUAUUUUUCUCAAACUGCAAAAAAAUGCCAAAAAUCGAUAAAUCAGUUAUUGAGCUUCUGAAAAAAUAUUCAGAUGAUAACAAUUUCACUCUGGAUUCUUCAAAAUUAGAAGGAUGGUUUCAACACAAUAUAUGGAGUUCUAUUAUUGAUCCUUCAUUUCAUAUUAAUUCAAGGAUUAAUUUGAUAUGUGAAGAAAGUAUGAGCCUGGCAUCUAGCGAUAGAAAGAAUGAUACAAGUUGUAACGUAAAUCAUAGGACUUCAUCUAGUGAUAGUUGUGAUGUGAAUCGAAAAAAGAUCAGUAGGAAAGGGGAUGAGAUUUUUAGGUUGAAAGGUAAUAGGUUAGAAUUUAGAGCCAUUGAAGCGGAAAGAAAGUGA
This is a messenger RNA of Funneliformis caledonium, 954 nucleotides long. The record is from the annotation of a GenBank genome assembly. Lineage: Eukaryota; Fungi; Glomeromycota; Glomeromycetes; Glomerales; Glomeraceae.